CUGUACGGUUGAAAAUCGAACCAUGGCAUGGCCCUAGCCUAGGGUUUACAGAAGAGAAGAAGUAAUGGCGGACGACGACUACAAUGAUUUCGAUGGCGGCGGCGAGGACUACGAUGAGCCUGUGGAGCCCGAGGAAGAGGUCGAGGAGCAAGAAAACAAUGAGGAGGCGCCGGAAUUUGGCGGCGAUGGGGAAUUCCAAGAGGCGGAGAGCGAACAGGUCAGUGAUAAGCCCAGGAAGACAACCAAGUAUAUGACCAAGUAUGAGAGAGCUCGCGUUCUUGGGACACGGGCUUUGCAAAUCAGUAUGAACGCUCCAGUGAUGGUGGAACUCGAGGGCGAGACAGAUCCACUCGAGAUUGCUAUGAAGGAGCUGCGUGAACGGAAGAUCCCUUUUACGAUUCGGCGGUACCUCCCUGAUGGAAGCUACGAGGAUUGGGGCGUAGACGAGCUGAUUGUGGAGGAUUCUUGGAAGAGACAAGUUGGAAACUAGUGAACAGAAAAAAAGCAAGUAUCUCUUCUUGGUAUAUUCUUUGCAUAUGCCUUGAGAGUAAUGAAACUAGCUAAAGAAGAAUAUUCACUGGCGUUCUUCUA
Messenger RNA from Selaginella moellendorffii, 591 nucleotides. RefSeq names its product DNA-directed RNA polymerases II, IV and V subunit 6A. NCBI's taxonomy places the organism in Eukaryota, Viridiplantae, Streptophyta, Lycopodiopsida, Selaginellales, Selaginellaceae. The transcript has 6 exons. Gene Ontology annotation, molecular function: DNA binding; DNA-directed RNA polymerase activity. Gene Ontology annotation, cellular component: RNA polymerase I complex; RNA polymerase III complex; RNA polymerase II, core complex. Bases 65 to 490 code for a protein of 141 amino acids. Gene Ontology annotation, biological process: DNA-templated transcription. The record is from RefSeq and is a predicted model, not a curated record.